UUGAGAUAUGGAAGCUGGUGAUAAUGAAAGCUCAAGCUCAUUUCCAAUUGGGGAAACUGCACAAGAGAAGGGGCUGUCAUAUGUCCCAAAGUGUUACAUGAUGCCACCUUCACAAAGGCCUAGUUUAAAGUCCGAGUUUGCAAAUGUCCCUGUGGUUGAUUUGGCCAGUAUGAUAGAAGAUAAACCCCUAGAGAGGUCGAUAAUCAUCCAAGAUAUUGCUAAGGCUUGUCGUCGCAAUGGUUUCUUUCAAGUUACCAACCAUGGAAUAUCUCAAUUUAUAUUGGACGGGGCACUUUCAGCCGCGUUUGGUUUCUUUGACUUGCCUGCUGAGGACAAAGAAAAAUUUAUGUCGAAUGAUGUGUACAAGCCGGUUCGUUAUGGAACAGGCUUGAAGGACGGUGAAGACAAGGUUCUGUUCUGGAGGGUCUUCCUCAAGCAUUACGCAAAUCCUCUCAAUAAUUGGAUUAAACUGUGGCCUGAAAAUCCACGGGACUACAGGGAAAAGAUGGGGAUAUAUGUAGAGGAAGUACAAAAGUUAGCCAUCAAGAUCAUGGGCAUGAUUAGGGGUGGCCUAGGACUUGGUCCAACAUAUCUAAGCCAAAAUGUAAAAGAUGGAAUGAAUGUAAUUGCUGUCAAUUGUUAUCCUCCAUGCCCACAACCAGGCCUUGCACUUGGGCUGCCCCCACAUUCAGAUUACAGUAUCCUUACAAUUAUCCUUCAGAGCUCAGCGGGACUAGAAAUUUUGGACACACAAGAAAAUGAAUGGAGGGCAGUCCAAGAUCUUCAAGGUACACUACAAGUCCAUGUGGGUGACCAUCUUGAAGUAUUGAGCAAUGGCUUGUACAAAAGUGUGGUGCACAGGGUUACAUUAAACUCUCACAAGACAAGAAUUUCAGUUUCUAGCUUGCAUAGCUUGGGAAUGGAUGACAAAAUGAAGACAGCUAAAGAGUUAGUUGAUGAUGAACAUCCAGAGAGGUAUAAAGAAAGCAGCUUCUCAGAUUUUCUCAAAUUUCUGCAUGAGAAUGACAUUGGACAAGGCAGUAGCUUCCUCGUGACACUCAAGAACCACUAGUAUGUUGGCUUAAAUUCUUAAAAUAAACAUAGAAUAAAAAGGAAACAGAGCAAUGAAUUGUAUAAUGAGUUUAUUUUUUCUUUCACUAGCUACUUUAAAUUCCUUGGCUUUAUAUCAAAGAUCAUCUUUCCCUCUGUUUUUUCUUUUUCCUAUGUCUUUAUUAGUUUCAGCGGCUAUAAGCUAUAUCUAUUACUAAUACUAGCGGUACUAUCUAUG
Messenger RNA from Lycium ferocissimum, 1288 nucleotides. Its product is annotated as flavanone 3-dioxygenase 3-like. The transcript has 4 exons. Bases 8 to 1072 code for a protein of 354 amino acids. The record is from RefSeq and is a predicted model, not a curated record. NCBI's taxonomy places the organism in Eukaryota, Viridiplantae, Streptophyta, Magnoliopsida, Solanales, Solanaceae.